Molecule: messenger RNA, 1605 nt
Organism: Trypanosoma grayi
Lineage: Eukaryota; Euglenozoa; Kinetoplastea; Trypanosomatida; Trypanosomatidae
Exons: 1
Coding region: 1-1605 (534 amino acids)
Source: RefSeq, a predicted model, not a curated record
AUGCGGCGACGACGCAGCUCCUCGCGUCUCCUCCUUCUCUUGCUUCUCCUGCUCCUUGAUGGCGGCGUCAAUGUCGUCCAGAAGAUCCUCGUGCUCGAUGUUCGACGUGUAGUGCAGCACCCGCUCGACGCAGUUCAUGUCCGCCUCCACCGCCGCUGCCUGGUUCACGACGUACUUGAGCAGCGUGUUGAUGUCCAUCGCCUUUGUGAGGCUCAGCGCGAGCAGCCCGACGUCGGCGCUGGCGAAGCGCAGCAUGACGAGCAGCACGCCGAGCAGCGCGACCGCCGUCAGCACGACAUUGCUCAGCAGCUCGAUGCGCACCGCGAGCCAGCAGUUGCAGACGGUCUGCAUGUACGAGCACGCAUAGACGGUGUCGAUGCGCUGCAGCGCCUCGGCCAUGACGGCGUUGGCCUUGCUGUACGCGGCGAUCGUCCAGCGGCCGGCGAGCGUCUCACCGAGAAUGGCGAAGACCGGCGAGUUGGCGCGGUUCGCGACGCGCCGCAUCUCGCGGUUGGCGCUGUUGUAGAAGAGCAUCAGCCGGUAGUACACCCCCGCGCACGGCAGCAGGAUGAGCAGCACGAAGUACUGCGACGCCGCCAUGACGGCGAUCGCCGACAGCACCGAGAGGACGCACUGCACGAAGAACGUCAUGCUGUACUGCAGGUCGCUGUCGAUGUUGUUCAUGUCCUUCGAGAAGCGGUUCAGCACGCGGCCCAGCGGCGUCGUGUCGAAGAACGACAUGGGCGCCACCGCGACGGAGCGCAGCAGCUGCGUGUGCAGGCGCAGCGACCCGGCGCGCAGCGUGGCGUACGCGGUGGUGUUGCGCAGCGGCGAGCACAGCGCCCCGGCGGCGACGAGGCCGAUGUACACCAGCAGGUACGUGUUCGGCGUCAGAGCAAAGCGCUUCACCGACCAGAAGGACAGCCACAGCGACGGUGCAACGAGCGCGCACUCCGUCACGGCGAAGAGCAGCAGCACCAGCGUACACACGGUGAGGCCGCCACAGGCGGCGCAGUACCUCAGGUACGUCGACAGCGGCACCGCCCCCGUGGCCUUCUCCUCGUCCGUCAUCAGCUUGCCGUCACUUGGCUUGACCAGUUCCUUUUCGUCAUCGGCGUCCAGGAAGUCGUUCUUGUUGUCGGUGCUGAUGGCAGUGUUGUUGCUGCUCUUGUUGUCGGUACCGUCAUGCACCUCAGCCUCGGCCGCCGCGGGCUUCUCCCUUUCAGCAGAACCCACACCAUCACCCUCCGCACCACUUACUGCAGCUGUAGCUGCUGCAGCGACAUACUCUUUGUACUCCUCGUAGUUGCCCGUAAAGGCGACGGUGCCGCCCCCCUGCAGCACAACGAUUUGGUCGGCGUGGCGCAGCACGUGCAGCUGGUGCGUGGCCAGCACCCGUGUCUUGCCGCGCAGCUCGCCGAGGAUGCACUCAUGCAUCACCCGCUCCCCGACAUGUGCGUCAAGUGCGGAGAGCGGGUCAUCCAGCAGGUACAGAUCACGCCCCGGCGCGUACACUGCACGUGCGAGGCUCACGCGCGCCUUUUGCCCGCCGCUGAGGUUAAUGCCCUUCUCGCCGAUCUCCGUCUCCAGACCGUUGGCGAGUAG